UCCCAGCUUUCCGGCAGUAGCCCCCUUUUGCAAACUUCGUCUUCCGUACGUAGCGAUCGUGCAAGAACAGAACGAGUAUUAAAAGAACAAGGCAUCCAAUUACAUCCCGGCUAGCGGUACCCUGCGUUACAGCAACGCUAAAUCCGCACCGGUGCCGCCGUAAUCCGCGGACGAACGGCGUGCAGACGCCGGGUGGGGGAUCGGACUGAGAGGUGGAGCAAACGCUGCCCCACCAUGUCUCCUGCCGUGUCCCUUCUCCUGCUUUGUUUGCUGGGGCUGCUGCUUCCUCUGCCCAGGCUUGUCACCCCCGAAGACCUUGGAAAGCCUGGCACCGGGCCGCCGGUCUGUGUCACCAUGCAGGGGCCAAGCUGGAGCCUCGGACUGCGCCUGUACCGGACCCUUCGCACCGGCGGCACCCACAACCCCCUCUUCUCCCCUGUUCUGCUUGCCAGCUCACUGGCAGCCUUGGGCAGGGGUGCGGGGACACACACCGCAGCACAGAUCUUUGAGGUCCUAGGCACCGGCACACCACCCCCUUUGAGCCAGGAGGAGGCGCUGUCCUCCCUGUAUGGAGCCAAUGGGACCAGCUUCAGGCUGCACAGUGCGUCAGCCGUGUUCACCGGGCUACCGGCAAUCCUGGAUGCCAGCUUCCUGAAGGAGGCACAGACACGGUCGCGGCUGGGGCACGCGGAUCUGCGCUGGACGGGGGGGCGGCCCGACCCCGAGGCGCUGCACGCCUGGGCCAGGGCGGUGGCGGGUGGCAGCGAGGUGGCACAGCUCAGCAGGGAGCUGCAGGCCAAAGAGGCAGCUUUAAUCCUCACAGACGCCCUGCGCUUUAAAGCUGAGGGGGGGUCAUGUGACCUGGCAGCGUUCUGCAGAAGGGCCAGUACGCGCCUCCUUAAGUCAGCUGGCACUUGUCUAGGGGGGAUUCUGGACAAGAUGGCUUCCUCUGAGUCACCGUCCCCAUUUUCUGCCCAGAAACACCUGACUGCGCUGGGUCUGACCGAGGCCUGGGAUGAGCGGAAGGCCGACUUCUCCGGGGCGGCGGGCCAGGCGCUGGGGCAGGGGCGGCCUCACCUGGGUGCCGUCCUGCACUGGGCCUCCCUGGAGCUGAGCCCCGAGGCAGGUUCGGGGGACGGAGAGGUGCAGGACGAGGACGUGACCAAGCCGAAGCUGUUCUAUGCAGACCACCCGUUCGUUGUCAUGGUGAAGGAUAACACCACAGGGGCGUUACUGCUAAUGGGGGCCCUCGACCAUGUGGGGGGGUCCGCCGUACACGACGAGCUCUAGACAUCCCACCCCCCCUGCAUGUCCUGCCUCUAAUGGAGACUGAGUGAUGUCGAUAAAGGUUUCAUGCAAAAUGAUUGUGUCACGUGGCCCCUCCCCAGACACCAGGGGGACAGAGGAUAGGGGCUCCCUGCCGACGGCGCAUGUUUGAUAUGAAUUAAUGGGACGUUUGUAUGGCGUGGACAGGCAUCCUCACGGCAGUGCUGAUGCUUUACGAAUAAGCCGAGCACAUCGUUACUGAAGGAGCUUCCCUGCCCUGAUAAAUAGUCACGGCCUGUGACCCUGUGCUCUCUACUGGUAGGUUAUUGAUGGGAAUGUGUAUUAUUCCCGUAUUAUUGUGUAUUAAUGACCCGCAUCGCCUGCCGACAUUGUAGCCUGUCUGCAGUCCCCCCUUUCCCUCCUUAAUCUCGACGAGAAGCAAGGGGGCUGUCAGCAAUCAGCGCGGCGUUCCUGCUCCACGCCACGGCCAAUCACGAGCCAUUGUUCUGUGUCCUUAGCUGUUUCUCGAGAGCCGUUGGUGAAUGCCGCCCAGGCGUCAGGCCACAGCCGGCGAUGGAGAAGACAAUCCUGCAGCUGAUUACUGUGAAAUAAACUAAUAACAGCU
Molecule: messenger RNA, 1891 nt
Organism: Paramormyrops kingsleyae
Lineage: Eukaryota; Metazoa; Chordata; Actinopteri; Osteoglossiformes; Mormyridae
Source: RefSeq, a predicted model, not a curated record